AUGGCAACUCUUUUUCCUUUCUCAGAAAUACCUAACAAAGAAUUGCUUAAAAAUUAUGAUAAUGUCACAGAAAUCAAGGGGUUCGAUUACGAAAUAUUGAAAGUAAUUGCAGAGUACUUCAAUGCUACAUUAGAAACGCAUUACAUUUAUAGGAAAGAAGAGAAUCCGUACAAAGAUCUGGAGUUCACAGAUUUCAUUAAGAACGGGAGCUUAGAUGCGUGUGCGGGCGGUCUAUACAGAAUAUAUGGAGAUAUGGUGGAAUAUUCUGGAAUAUAUGUCCGCCAAGGUGUUUUUUGGGUCUACUAUGCAGAGAGAGCUGAAAGAUCUUGGCAGAACUUAGUAAGCAAAUUGGAUGAUGUGUACUUCUUCAUUAUAUUCUAUAUCACUUAUUCAAUUGUGUGGUGUUUAAUAUCCUCAUUUGAUGGUCAGGCUGUUUCACUUAUCACUACAUUGAUACACGGAUGGGGAGCUCUUGUCGGUGCUACUUCGUUGCAGGAACCUAGAACAAGAAAACAGAAAUUCCUCAAUUUAUUAUACUUGAUCAUGUCUGUGUACUCUUCUGUUUAUGUCAGCAUACAAUUCUAUUCAUUCCUCACAGUCCGUGGUCCACCACAAAUGUUUAAAACGAACACAGCAGUGAUGGAGUCAGGGAGGACAGCGUAUUUGAAAAAUUCAUCGAAAUACUUCAUCACUGACGAGAGGUAUACGAAGUAUGCGGACCGUUCAGCAGAUUGUGUGUCUUUCUAUAAUUGUGCUGAGAAAACUUUAAUGUAUAAUGGUCUAACUCUUUUAUUGCAAGCUAACUUUUACAUCUUCCAAGCUACUUCAGCUGUUAAAGAUGAAGCUCGAGUGCUGAGAGCGACGGAGAAUAUGCUGACAGUGUAUAACGAAAUGUUGAUUAGAAAGGAUAGUCCUUUAGUGGCUAAAUUUCAGAAGGUCAUGAAGCGUUUGUUUGAAGCUGGGAUAACUGGGAGGCUGUUCACCGAAGCCAUUGGUAUAUCGGUAGUGGCUAAAGCAGAGAGUGCUAAUUCUAAUAUGAUAACUAGUAGUUACAGUUGCCAAGCUGGUUGCUCGAUCACUCUUAUGCAAUUUGCUGGAAUAUUCUAUGCUUGGAUUUUCGGCUGUGCAAUCUCCUGCCUGGUUUUUGUUAUUGAAAUAUUUUUGAGACGGGUUAAAGUUAAAGAACUGUAA
This is a messenger RNA of Spodoptera littoralis (African cotton leafworm), 1191 nucleotides long. NCBI's taxonomy places the organism in Eukaryota, Metazoa, Arthropoda, Insecta, Lepidoptera, Noctuidae. The record is from the annotation of a GenBank genome assembly.